AUGUAUAAAUAAAAUCCCAAUGAAAAGGAACCGUAUUCAUUGUUUUCACCAUCUGUCAAUCUAAAUAAAUAGUCGGAUAACACCUAAUCCACUCUUUUUAAUAGGGAUUAAUAAUCCGUCCAAUAGAUGAGAGAAUAAAUCAGGCAACUCAAGAUGCAACUCAGUAAAACUAACCUGGAAAAGGAAACUGCUAUCCAAGAGAAUAACAAGCAAACGAGAGAACUAGAAAGAGUUCAAAUCUAUGUCACUUAACUCGAGGCACGUAUUAAAAUGCUUGAGGAGUCGUUAAUAGCCUAAUAAACAGAAGCUGAAAGAAAACUAACGUUGUAGAAAUAACAUUUCGAGUAUUUGAAGUAAUCAACUAUCGAACGAUAAUCGACAGGAAUGUAGAGAGAUUUCAAUUUAGAGAAAAAUGAUUUAGAGAUACAAAUAAAACUACUCAAACAAAGGAUUGUAGAAUUAGAAGAACAAUUGCAGAAGGUUACUUCGAUUGAUCACAUGUCUGGUUAUGAGGAUUUAUAGAGGUAGAUAGAUUCACUUACUUUGCAAUUGAUGAGUCAAAAGGGAUAGGAAAGACAAUUUUUUGAGAAGAUGUAGGAAAUGUAAAAACAAUUACAAAUAACCACUUCAAAAUAUGAUUAAUUGGUUCACUCUUCCAAAUUGGAGAUUGAAGAAUAUGUUGAGAAGAUUACAUUGCUAUCAAAUUAAUUGAAGGAUUCUUAAGAUUACACUGAACAAUUGGAAGAUGAAAAGUUGACAUAGCAAUUGCAAUUAUCACAUCAAGUAUUUCUGGCUUACAAUGAAAUUGAAAGAUUGUAAAUUAAGAUUGUGAAGAUCAACAAGAAGAUGAAAUUUAUUGAAGAAUCUCAUGUUUAAUAAUUAGAAGAUCGUUAACAUUAAUUUGAAAAUUAACUCAAUUUAAGAUCGUAAAAUUUACAAAAGGGAUCUAAUGAAUUAAAAAUCUCAUACGAAUUGAAGAUAUCGAAUUUGUAAUUGCAAUUGUAAGAGAGGGAAUAAAUGAUAGAAUAACUAAAAUUAGAAUUGAAACAGAAGUAAUAGAAGAUUGAUGAAUUGACAAAAUAACUGGAUUAGGAAAGACAAAAAAAUAAACAAUAAUUUGAAUCAUUCACUGUAUAAAUCAGAGAUCACAAAAAUACAUCUGAUAAAGCUUAUGCUGAACUAUAAACUAAUUCUAGAGAUCAAAUUUUGAAAUUGCAAUAGUAAAAACAAGAAUAGGAUUCUGUCUUGAAUAGAAUCAAAGCUGAAUUGGAAAAUCAAAAAACGUAAAAUUCUUAAUUGCAAAAUCAAAUAAAUCAACUGCAAUCAGAAUAUGAAUACAUGAGAUAAUAGUAUGAGUCAUAAAUCGCUAAUUUAACUCUAGAGAUCAAUCGUCUCAAGACAUAAUUGUAAUAAAUCUCAGGAAAAUCCUAGUAAAGUCUUGAUGAAUUGUAAUAUUAAUUGGAGGCUUCCUAAUAACAAUACUAAUAAUUAAUAGAAUAAUAAUAAUAAUUAUAAAAUAGUGUAUCUAAGAAAAAUGAAUUAUACGAGAAUGAAAUAAAACAAUUAAAAUAAAAAUUAACACAAGCUACCAAUGACCUCAAUAAUCUAAAAAAUGAAUCAGACAAAGAGAAGGAAGAGUUUAAUUCAACCUUAUAAGAUUACUCACAAUAAUUCUAACUGAUGGAAAAGAAGCUAAAAGACAAGGAAAAUGAGUUAUCACAAUUAAAAAAAACAUUGCAAUAAACUACUGAAAGCUAUAGUGAAAAAGUUACACAAUUGGAAUUGGAAAUCAAUCAAUUACAAUAGUAACUCCAAUAAUAAUCUACUUAAUUUACAUCCCAAUUGAAAAACUCAGAAAAGGAUAAGGAAAAGCUCAAACAAACGAUUAAGGAAAGGGAAACUGAAAUUUCAUAAUUGAAAUAAACUAUCAAGACAAUGGAAGAAAAUUCCACCAUCACAAUUUCAUAAUUAGAGAUUUAACUCAGUAAAUUAUAAUAAUAAUAUUAAAAUUCAUAGUAAGAGUAAUAAUAGCAAAAAAAUCAGUUUUAAAAACAAAUCUAAUAGAUGACUUAAACAAUAAAUGAGUUAAAAGAAAGAAUUUCAGAGAUACAAUUAGAAAAAGAACAACUGGAGAAUAGUUUAAAUGAAAGCAUGCUCAAAUCUUCAAAUUCGAAUAAAGAUUUACAAAGACAGAUACAACUCUUGUAGAAACAAAUCUAGGAAUACGAGAUUAGAAUUAAAUUUGAAGAGAACAAGGGAUCUGAUUUGAAUUAAUAAUUGGAAUCACUAUAAGAAGAAUUAGAGCAGCUGAAGUUAGAAAUUAAGAAUUAAGAAAGAGAUAAAGAAAAAUUGAAGUCAUAAUUAAAGGAUUAAUAAUUGUAAUAUGAACAAUUACUUAAAUAGAAAUAAGACUUAGAGUAGAAGUUAUCAAUUAUUACUUAAUAGCAUGAUGAUUUAACUAACGAAUAUAAUGAAUUUUAUAUGAAUUAAUAAUAAUAAUAAGAAUAGUUAUAAGGAAAUAUUCAAGAAAAGGAUAAAUAAAUUAAGAAUGCAAAUUAACAAAUAAACUAAUUUAAAUAAAAGAUUUCGGAUUUAGAGAGACAAAUCAUAUAAAUGACUCACGAAAUAGAAGAAAGAGAUACGAAAUUUAGUGAAUUAGAAUAAAAUAACAGCAUGAAAUUGUAAAAGUUAAAUAAUACCAUUGACCAAUAAAAAAGGUAAAAUUAAGAAGAUGAAAAGUUAUGGAAGUCUAAACUUACUCAGUUAUCUGAUUAACAUGAAGAGAGGGAGAGAGAAUUACAAUAAGAGAAAGUUGAUUUAUAACAGAAGUUAGAAUUCCAACUUAAUUAAUUGAAGAAAUCAAAGUAAGAGACUGAAUAACGAUUAUCUUAAUUAUAACUUAAGCAUGAUUAAUUAGAGAAUAGCUAUGAAGAUAUAUAGAGAGAAUUUAAUGAUCUUUAAGAUAAAUAUGUUAUAAUAUAAUAGCAAUUCUCAAGUUUAACAAUAGAAAUACAAUUGCUGUAAAAGUUCAAAUUGGAUACAAAUGACAAUGAAUUGAAAUUCUAAGCUCUAAAGGAUAGUUUGGAAUCAUAAUUGAGAUUAUUACAAACUAAAUAUGAUUCCUUGUUAGCAUCUGAAUAGCAUUUGCAAGAUGAGAAUAAGAAGUUAGAGGAAUAGAAUAAUAUCAGAAUAAAGUAAUUGGAAGAUUUUAGAUUGAAAUUAGAUACUGAAACAGUGUCUUUAGCAGAAUAUGAAACUGUGAAAUAGGAAAGAGAUGAAUCAACAGCUAAAAACUUUCAAUUAAGUUCAUAGGCUCUUAAAGAUAAGUCUGAAUUGUAAAAGUUGAGGAGAGAAAUUGAAAAUUUAAAGGAUGACAUAAAGACUAAGGAAAAUGAAGUUUAGGAUGCAUAUAAUUUUGCACAAUCUAGGUAAACUACAGGAAAUUUACAAAAAAAUGAAACAGAUAUGCUCAAAAUUGAAAAUCAAAAACUUCUAAACUAAAUAAAAGGAUUUGAAACUAAAAUUAUAAUAUAGAAUGAAGAGAUAGAUAAAUUAAAAAGGUAAAAUGAAGAAUUAACCCUUUAAAAUUCAUAGCUAAAAAAAUAUUCCGAUAAACUUUAGGCAGAAUAUGAUCAAUGUCAAUUAGACUAUAAAGAUCAUAUAAACAAAUAUAGUUAAGUCAUAGCAAAAUAUGAUUAAGCAUAUGAAGGAAUGAAAACUGAAUCAGUGUUUAGAGGAAUCAGUUAUCAAUAAAGUUGA
This is a messenger RNA of Paramecium tetraurelia, 3759 nucleotides long. RefSeq lists its product as uncharacterized. Lineage: Eukaryota; Ciliophora; Oligohymenophorea; Peniculida; Parameciidae. The record is from RefSeq and is a predicted model, not a curated record. The transcript has 9 exons.